This is a messenger RNA of Anoplopoma fimbria (sablefish), 2496 nucleotides long. Its product is annotated as NEDD4 family-interacting protein 1-like. The coding region runs from base 149 to 805 and encodes 218 amino acids. Gene Ontology annotation, biological process: positive regulation of protein ubiquitination; ubiquitin-dependent protein catabolic process; vacuolar transport. Gene Ontology annotation, cellular component: endoplasmic reticulum; perinuclear region of cytoplasm; Golgi apparatus. The record is from RefSeq and is a predicted model, not a curated record. Gene Ontology annotation, molecular function: WW domain binding. The transcript is spliced from 8 exons. NCBI's taxonomy places the organism in Eukaryota, Metazoa, Chordata, Actinopteri, Perciformes, Anoplopomatidae.
GUAGGAGUGUCCGGGCUUCACGAUCGGAAGGGGAUAAGGAAGGAGAUGGCCGAAUAGCUACUGCAUUGGCGAGAUUCCUUUUAUUGAACACAUAUUCACAGUUGACAUUGGAAGAGGACUUCUCACAACAUUUCUCUCCUCUUCCACAAUGGCAGAACAAAACGGCAACGUUAGAUAUCAAGAGCUGGUGAAUGAGGAGGAACCGUCCCAGCCGCCCCAGGAGGGUCCAGCCCAGGACGCACCACCACCCUACAGCAGCAUUGCAGCAGCAAAUGCAGCUUUCUUUGAAUACAAGGAAGAUGGAGGAAGAUUUCCAAAUCCUCCAUCCUACAGUGUUGCCACCACUCUGCCCUCCUAUGAUGAAGCUGAGAGAAACAAAGAAGAGGCAGCCGUCCCCCUGGUCCCUGGGAGAGUCACGGAGGACGACUUUGUGGCCCGGGAUGACUUUGAGGACGCUGACCAGCUGCGAAUAGGAAAUGACGGCAUCUUCAUGCUCACCUUCUUCAUGGCAUUCCUCUUCAACUGGAUCGGCUUCUUCCUGUCGUUCUGUUUGACCACAUCAGCCGCCGGCCGAUACGGGGCCAUCUCUGGCUUCGGUCUGUCCCUCAUCAAAUGGGUUCUCAUUGUCAGGUUUUCUACCUACUUCCCUGGUUACUUUGAUGGGCAGUACUGGUUGUGGUGGGUGUUCCUGGCCCUGGGCUUCAUGCUGUUCGUCAGAGGCUUUGUUAACUACUCCAGAGUGCGUAAACUGGCUGAUCCCACCUAUGCCACUCUUCCCCGAACGAGGGUACUCUUCAUCUAUUAGAGGAUGUCGGAUGAGGCAGAACUGGACGUGACCAACACAAGCAGUAACUCUGUGAGGAGUUUCAAAUCUGAAGUGAAGGCACUUAACCAGAAAUCAGCCAGACCAGUUCUAGAUGAAGACAACUCUCAAUAAGAUAUUCAGGAAUUAUAUCACUUGUUUUAUUUUGUUUUGAAACUUUAUAAAUGGAAAAUGGUUAACAGUAAUAUUCCCUCGAUGUAUUCAUUAGUGGCGAAUGUUAAGUGCUAUUUUACAUCUCUGUCUAUAUUGUAUAAGUAAUGCCUUAUAUCAUUUGAUGGUAGAGUACAAGCAUGCAUCUGCCCUUAAGGUCAAUACAUAGGGAGCGUCUCAUGUUGGUGACACUUGAAGCCAACAGGUAUAAGUCAAUACAACAGGUAGAUUUUCCACAGCAUGCAACACACUUUAUAAUCUGCACUAAUCAUAGUUUUAUUGUGACUACUAUGGGCUGUAUUUAGAUACCACAUACACUUUAAAAAAAAGCAAGCUUUCAUUGGGCUGUAAAUGCUGUUUUAGCACAUAUUUCACUCACCUGUUGGCUUUAAGUAGUGUUGCCCUUUUUUCUUUAACCAAGAGGGGGCAGUGUUGUUUGCUGCUUUUAACUUGUGAGAAACUGUUCGUUAGGGGCAUGGUCAUAUUAAAACACACAUGCUUGUGAUUCAAACACAGUGUCAGUAGAGCACAUUAAAAUGACAUCCAUGUAUCAGAAGUUAUGAUUUGCCUGUUAGAUAUUUUGUUGUACAUUAAAUCAGGUGAACUACCAACUCUGGAAAUGUAAUUUAGGUUACAAAUAUGAUUUUUAGAAGCUCCAGUUUGAGCUUUUUUCAUAAUAAACAAGCCAGAAACCAGAUGACCGCAAAUGUCAAAGUGAUAAACCCUGCAGCCUUGAGGGGUUGACAGUGAAGGGAUGCAGAGUUUUUGGGCGGAGGCAGCGACCAAGAGGAUUUUUAUGGGCGUGUGAGCACAUUUUUCUAGUCCAUGUCCUCAAAAAGCUCAUCUAGAUGUAACAGCCUGACCUUUGCACGGCUCUUCAGUGAGUCAGUGGUGUCAGCAUCUCAUUCAUUGUCAGUGGCAAAGCUCUGUGACUUUAUAAAAAAAGAGUCUUGGCUGUCUGGGUUUCUGCUGUUAAUGAUCUCACUCAGACAUUUGGAUCAAAUUAUCUCCGAGCAUAAAAAUAACUCAAAUUCCAUUUUCAGGUAGGUUUUUGCCUUAAGAUUUAAUUGACAGAUGGGGAAAGGGAAAUCUUUCUUUAAAAAUAAUUAAUAAGGUGUAAGUUGUUAGAUAUCUUGUGGGUAUUAAAACUAUAUCAAAGAAUGUUGUAUGCAGGUGCACUUUUAGAAACAUAGCCAAUAAAACCAAGAGGAUGUUCCCAUAAUGGUUUUAGGUCCCAGAGAUAUGAAACAAGGAAUGACUGACACAGUGGUUUCUGUUUUGUAUUCUGGAGGAAAUGGAAUGACAGGAUGAUGCAGUUUUUCAUUAUCUAACCACCGCUAUCAAUGGAAGGAGAUGGAUUUUAGUCUGUUGCCUAAUCGGUUAACUCCAUCCUUCUGCCAUGGCUUUGAUACAGACCCAUUAUGCUUAUUUCUAUGUGAUGUAGAGCUACAACCUUGAGGUUUUGUUGUUAUGAAAAUGUACAGAAAACGUUAAGUGUUAAAUAAAUGUCACUUUUAAUGCGU